This is a messenger RNA of Babjeviella inositovora NRRL Y-12698, 1176 nucleotides long. It is a transcript of the gene DOT5, whose product is annotated as thioredoxin peroxidase. The record is from RefSeq and is a predicted model, not a curated record. The transcript has a single exon. Gene Ontology annotation, biological process: cell redox homeostasis; cellular response to oxidative stress. The coding region runs from base 111 to 773 and encodes 220 amino acids. Gene Ontology annotation, cellular component: cytoplasm. NCBI's taxonomy places the organism in Eukaryota, Fungi, Ascomycota, Pichiomycetes, Serinales. Gene Ontology annotation, molecular function: thioredoxin peroxidase activity.
GUGACCCUUAUCCCAUUUGUAGCUGUAAUUUCGUGUUAUUCUCUAAUCCAUUUUAUCAUCUGUUACUAUACCUUCAAACCUUUGCUUUGAACAUUAAAAGAACAUCAAAUAUGCCAGGAUUGCGCCGUUCCGCCAGAGUUGCCUCCAGAACCGAUGUCGUUGUCGUCUCUGCGCCACCAGCCAAGAAACAAAAGGCUGUGAAGGCCAAGAAGGAAGAAAUCGCCAAUGGUGGUGCCAAAUCCAAGGAACAAGCUAAGGAAUCGGAAAAGGAAGAAGAAGAGGAAGUUUCUAAGGAAUUGGAAGAGGGCGACAAGCUCCCAGAAAAUAUCACCUUAAAGGAUGAUAACUCCAACGACAUCAACCUCUUCAAGCUCACCGAGGAUUCCGAUGACAAGAGACGCAUUGUUGUGUUGUUUUCCUACCCAAAGGCUUCUACCCCGGGAUGCACCAGACAGGCGCAGGGCUACAGAGACAACUACGAGGAAUUGAAGUCCAAGGCGUAUGUGUUCGGGAUCUCCGCCGACUCCAUUACUUCCCAGAGAAACUUUGCGCAGAAGCAUGGCUUCCAGUACCCAUUGCUCUCUGACCCUAAGCGGGAGUUGGUGGGCAUCUUGGGCGGUAAGAAGAGUCCAGCCAGCGGCGUGGCCAGAUCCCACUGGGUCUUUGUCGACGGUGUUUUGAAGCACAAGCACGUUGGGAUUUCCCCGGAAAACUCUGUCAAGCUCGGAAAGCAAGAAGUCGACGCAUUGUUCGAGGAAUUGAACAAGGCUUAGGUACUAAAAGUUGGCAGCUGCCAUUCUCAUUGUGUAUUUUCAUCAACGUUGUAACUCAAGCAAAGGAUAUGGAGACAAUAGCAAGGGGUCAGUGUAUGAAUGGAGCGGUGGAAACGGUGCGCGAGACUGUUUCGCGGCUGGCCCUAUUUUUUCAUCUUCAGAGCCGUGUACCUCUUGGUCUACAAGCUUUGCAUGUCGAUAGACUAAUAUUAUAUAUACAGAUUUUAUACGUCAACAGUGAGCCAAACACUGGAUGGACUUUGAAGGCAUUAUCAAUCUAGAACUGUCUCUUGACAAAGUGGUAGACGAUUGGGGUCACGUACAAGGCGGCGGCAACGAGACCAGCAAACUUCAAGGUCUCGUUGGUGGCUUGUUGAAGCAUCUUCUUUUCUUCUUCGGUUGG